This is a messenger RNA of Meleagris gallopavo (turkey), 354 nucleotides long. The record is from RefSeq and is a predicted model, not a curated record. Lineage: Eukaryota; Metazoa; Chordata; Aves; Galliformes; Phasianidae.
CCAGGUGCUGCAGGGCGCGCAGCUGCUGCCCCGCGACGCCCAGGUGCCCACGUUGGCGCGGGUGAUGACGGCCUUCGUGGAGGCGUGGAUGGACCACAUCCUGGCCCAGAAGAUCAAGUUCAGCCUGCAGGGCGCUCUGCAGCUGCAGCAGGACUUCGCGCUGGUGCGGCAGCUGGUGCAGUGCGAGCAGUACGGGCUGGAGCCCGACACGAGGCAGGCGCUGCUCUCCCUGCGCGUCCUCCAGCAGAUGGACGGUGCCAUCCUCUGCCUCCUGCAGCAGCCCAGCGGCAAGGCGUAUCUGCCACCCCACGGCUGGCCCUCCCUGCGGCAGUGCUGUGAGGGGGUGGGGGUGGG